Mustela lutreola (European mink) is the source of this 2411-nucleotide messenger RNA. It is a transcript of the gene ANKRD53, whose product is annotated as ankyrin repeat domain 53. Bases 143 to 1849 code for a protein of 568 amino acids. Gene Ontology annotation, biological process: regulation of mitotic cytokinesis; mitotic metaphase chromosome alignment; regulation of mitotic spindle organization. Gene Ontology annotation, molecular function: protein binding. Lineage: Eukaryota; Metazoa; Chordata; Mammalia; Carnivora; Mustelidae. Gene Ontology annotation, cellular component: spindle pole. The transcript has 5 exons. The record is from RefSeq and is a predicted model, not a curated record.
AGACGCGGGCAGCUGGUUCCUGGGCCCCAGCAGCCGCUCGGUCCGCGGAGGAGCCCGCCUGGCCGCAGCAUGCAUUCGAGCCUCGGCGGGCCGGCAGGGCGCGCCGAGGGUGGGGGAGCAGUCCCCGCGCCCAAGUGUCGCCAUGCUGCCGGGGGAGAAAGUCUACAGGGUCAGCUGGAGUGGCCCGGAGUCCCAGUCGCCCAGGUGGGCCGGGGAUGAGGGGGCCGGGCUGCGGGGACUCUUUGGAGGGGCAGGGUCCCCAGCGGGCGGAAGCCCUGGGGCGGCGCGAGGAGCCGGGCAAACGGGGCGGGGGUCCGGGUUCGCCUCCCGAGGGGUGCUCGACGAUGGUGGCUUCCUCCUUGCGCGGCCGACCAGCGAGCCCCGGUCCGGUCUCGGUGCUCAGGGACAGAAGUGCCUCGGUGCUCAGAGACAGCCCUCACCCACAAGCACGCCCCUCCGCAGGGCCGCUGGCCCAGACCCAGACUCCCUUUUCUCGCUCACCAGCCCUCUCCCAACCCACACUAACCCUGACGAGGGGAACCAGAGUGCAGCUGGGAACUACUACGAGCUGUUCGCGGCCGCACUGGGCAACUUGGAAUGGUUGCGCUUCUGUCUGAGUCGGGGCCGUGACAAAAUUCCAGCAGAUGACAAGGGCUUCACCGCCAUCCACUUUGCAGCCCAGAGUGGCAAGCUCAAGUGCCUGCAGGCCUUAGUAGAGGAGUACAAGUUUCCCGUGGACCUGCCCACCAAGAAUGGCCAGACACCGCUGCACCUGGUCAUCAAGGGGGACAACAAGAGCAUGACCCUUUCCUGCAUUCACUAUCUACUUGAGCAAGGGGCGGCCCUCAACACGCAGACAUGCAGUGGCUGCACACCCCUCCACCUGGCAGCCUGCAAGGGCCUGCUAAGCUGUGUGAAGGUGCUGGUGCAGAAUGGUGCCAAUGUCCAUGCCCGGGACGCCCUGGGCUGCAAGCCCAUCGACUACUGCAAAAUAUGGAACCACCGCGACUGUGCCCGGUAUUUGAAGGAUGCCAUGUGGAAACGGGACAAGAAGGACUUUGCUCGUGAGAUGGAGAAACUGAAGAGGCUCAAAGACCAGCUGGCCUUCAUGGAACAGGACUACCUGAUUGAGUAUCAGAAAGAGCACCAAAUUCUGAGAGAAGCCGAUUGGAAGAAGUGGCUCUAUCCCAAGCAGCUGCUCCGAGGCCAGUCCCAGACUCGCAAUACCAAGCAAGCACCUUAUGCUCCCCAGCCAGCGAUCACUGUCUCCAGGACUCCCAAGCGCCAGGGGCACCAGAAGAGCUUCUACCCCUCCCCGGAGGCACGCCUGUGGCAGACCUCAGUGCCCAAGCUGCAACCUUCGGGGAUACCCACCCCCACCUACAUGCAGCCCAUGGUCAGGCGGCCCAAGUCAUGGAAUGUUAGCAACAACCCUGCCAGAUCGCCCACCACCCAGAUUGGCUUCCCACAGGGCAUCCGCCUGGGUGUACAUCCAGACCCCAGCCCGGAGCAUGACUUCAGCAGCUUCCUCGAGGUGAGGUCUGACCGGUACGGUGGUGUACAGCUGCGCACGGUGGCUGGCAGCCGGGUAGCACCUGUGCCCCAGUUGCCUUUCGAGGUGGUAGUCCAAGAGCUGCAUCCUUCAGUGCGGCCACACAGGUUGAAAGUGCCCCAGGGCUUCUGCCCUGUCAGCAUGAGCACUGUGCCCCAGAAGCGGCACUUUAGUGACAACUUUUGGACCGAUACUCUGGCCAUGAACCUGCGUGAGACCUUUGAUGAAGCCUUCCUGGCCACUGUGCAAGCCCAUCAAGGGCUCCCCACUCUGCCCUCCCUCAAGAGCCUCCCAUAAACUUAUUUUGGUAGAGUCUCAACCUGAGGCAGCCCAGUGAGGGCUGAGGUGUGGUGAUUCACGAUGGGUUCGGAAGGGAGAGGAGUACCCACAGGCUUCCCACUUCCCGCUCCCAAGCUUAAAGAUCGGAGCCCCUUCUCUUUCAACAAAAGCCUAGAUCCCAGGUCUCCCUUCUCCACGAAGAAGUUUCUUGGAUUCCCCAGGAGGAUGAAGCUAGGGCAGAGGGCUCAGAGUGGGCAUCAAUCUCUAUCCUGGGCACUUGCGUUGUAAAAGUUGACACUUUGGUGUCCCCAUUAUCUCUCCUCCCCACCAGGAGCAAGGCCUUGAGGAUAGGGGAACCACUAGAAAAGUCUGCCUCUUGUUCAGAUGAAGUCCUUCAAGGUUUCUGUAGUUCAGGGAGGCAUAAGCAGCAUACGUUCAUUGGGGGAAGGAAGGGAGGACCUGUGGCUUCAGUUUCGGCUAUACAAGCACUUGUACUUCUUCCAGGAAGCUGUCCUGGGUCCCCUGUUAUGCCCUGGACGCAUCACUACAAAUCGUUCAUUAAACAAACAUUUAUUGAGUG